Messenger RNA from Portunus trituberculatus (swimming crab), 1366 nucleotides. RefSeq lists its product as uncharacterized. Gene Ontology annotation, molecular function: nucleic acid binding; RNA-DNA hybrid ribonuclease activity. The record is from RefSeq and is a predicted model, not a curated record. Lineage: Eukaryota; Metazoa; Arthropoda; Malacostraca; Decapoda; Portunidae. The coding region runs from base 1 to 951 and encodes 316 amino acids. The transcript has 3 exons.
AUGCAGUAUGCCAGCUGCUUUUAUGGGUCAGCUGCCUACUCCAACCUCCUCAAGCUUGACCCCAUUCAGAACGCUGCUUUGAGGAUCUCUAUGGGGGCCAUGAGAUCCUCCCCAACGGAUGACCUUGUGCCAACAAUACUACAGGAUACUGGGCCUGCCUGCUUCCCAUCCCUCUCUACCCUCCACUCCAACUCAGGGGUGGAUCAGCAAGCUCCUGUAUGGCUCCCCGCUGCCCGUCAGCCACUAAUAGUGCGUGCCCUGCUCAGCCUAACCAUUCUCCACUUACCACCACCACCUCCACAGCCUGUCAACCCCUACUCACCUUUUCCUUCAUGGCUGGACGUCUCCCAUAAUUUUGCUCUCCACGUUCCUGGGCUUCCUCCCAAACCAUCUGUGAGUGGAUUAGCAGCAGCCCACUUCCAACAGCUGGACCGGUCCAUUUAUCACCACCACCUCAAGAUCUACACGGACGGCUCCAGAGAUGCCUCCCUGCCCUCCUCGGCAGCAGCUAUAUAUGACGCCAGUACAGCUAUCUGUAAGACAUGGAGGCUUCCUGAGUACACAGAUGUCCUUACCACGGAGCUCUUUGCCCUUCUCCAGGCCCUCAUCUACCUCCGCACCUCUCACCCGAAGUCCAUGGUGGUAAUUUACACCGACUCCCGCUCAUCUCUCUCUCUCCUCUUGUCCCGGCAGCCAUCCUCCGUCACAAUCCUCGUCCACUCCAUCCAGAGCACCUUCCUCCAUCUCCUGAAUACUGGCUGGGAUAUCACCUUCCAGUGGGUGCCUUCCCACAGCGGCAUCCGGGGGAAUGAGGUGGUGGAUGCUGCUGCCAAGAUGGCCUUAACCCAUGUAAACAUUACUCCCCUACCCCUCCAGCUUCAUUCUGCCAAACGGCUCAUAUCUCGCCUCUGCCACUCAUCCUGGGACUCUUCACUCAACAACGCACUCUAAGUCACCUCUAUGUGCCUCUACCGUAGCUACUCAUCUCCACAGCCUUGGGUCAGGAAACAGUCCCGCAUCCUAGAUGUAGCACUCACCCGCCUCCGUCUGGGCCACACAGCACCUGCGUCUUCCUGAAGAAGUGUGGACAACUACCCCGCCAGUGAUCACCUCACAGGCCACCACCAAUGGGUCGGGCUCAUAGGAUCUGUGAGACCGUCGAAGCCCGAAAACAACAACAACAACCAAUAAGUAAAUCAGCGCUCAGAGGAGGGAUAAUGCUGCACCAGGUCAUUGCUGAGCGACCACUUCGCCCUGGAGACGACCCUCCCAAUGCAGUUCGCCCCGGCAGUGCCCAGGAAGCGCUUGACGGUGCCACCAUCCAGGAUGACGGACCUCGUCGUCCAUGUGGUGGCAUGGUACGCUG